Molecule: messenger RNA, 737 nt
Organism: Aspergillus ruber CBS 135680
Lineage: Eukaryota; Fungi; Ascomycota; Eurotiomycetes; Eurotiales; Aspergillaceae
Exons: 5
Coding region: 310-705 (131 amino acids)
Source: RefSeq, a predicted model, not a curated record
AAUAUCUCAUAGUAUUAUGUGAAAUCCUUAACUGAGGUGAGACGCUCUCAAGGUAUAUAGGGAGAGAUGCUUCUCCAGCCUCUCAAUUCAAUUCCCCGGACAUCCUCCAUACAAAUCAACAAGAUGCCAAACUCACCAUCCGCUAUGCAAACGGAGUAUUCUUUUAUCAUUAUCUCGAAGAUAUCCAGAGUAUGUAAUACUCCCUCCUGCCACCGUCUGCUGUAUACCACAUCAAAUCAAUAGCCAGAGUGUUAGACACAUUUGUGGCAAUGAGCGUUUCUGUGGCAAUUCCGUUGAACUCAGAUCCACAUGUUCCACUCGUUCAAUAUACUAUUCUGUUGUGCAUCUUUGGUACCUUGCGGAUGCGGUGAUUGGAACUGGCCAUCCGCUACAACAAUGAUGAAACCGCUUCUCAGUACACUGAUAAUUGGAGAAACAGUGGCGAACAAGUUUGCUGAAACGGGUGCUUUUGUAUCGAGGGUAAUCGAGUGGGUUAUUAAUGAAUCACCUAUCCAAUCUGCUAUCCUAGCUGCAGCGCCUCAUGUCGCAUUGAAUGGCUUGAAGAGGAUUAAGCCGGAAGAUGGCAUCACGGUGGAGAUUAAUGUGAUUAAAGAGGACAAUGGCGAUUACUAUAGUGCAUCUUUAAACUUGCCCUCAUGGCACUAUAAACGUACUAUGUAUAUACAUACAGGUCUCUUUCGAUGAUCCGAAUAGUCUCAAUCGAGCUUGAGGUUGAG